This is a messenger RNA of Phoenix dactylifera (date palm), 1354 nucleotides long. RefSeq names its product putative aldo-keto reductase 1. The record is from RefSeq and is a predicted model, not a curated record. Gene Ontology annotation, cellular component: cytoplasm. Lineage: Eukaryota; Viridiplantae; Streptophyta; Magnoliopsida; Arecales; Arecaceae.
ACUCGUUAGAUACUGCGGUACUCCAUCGCUGGAAAAUCCACCACCACCCGAGAGGAAGCGCUGACUUUUGUCUUUUCGGCAAACUUUUCUUCCAAGUUCAACUCGAAAGUAUCCCACAGUCACAGAUUCACCGUGUGGAAAGCCAUGGAGAAGGGGACCCAAACCAAAUUUCCCACAGUGAAGUUGGGAUCCCAGGGACUAGAGGUAUCCAGGUUGGGUUUCGGGUGCUGCGGUCUUACCGGAAUCUUCAACGCGCCGGUGACCGACGAGUCCGGGAUCUCCAUCGUCCAGGAUGCCUUCAACAAAGGGAUCACCUUUUUCGACACCGCCGACGUUUACGGAGGUGGUAGCAACGAGAUAUUGGUCGGAAAGGCAUUGAAGCAAUUACCUCGAGAAAAGAUCCAGUUAGCCACAAAAUUUGGCAUCGCCAAGUAUGAGAAUGAUGUUCUCGAGAUCAAGGGAGCGCCGGAUUAUGUGCGCGCAUGCUGUGAGGCGAGCCUCCUGCGCUUGGGCGUGGAGUACAUCGAUCUCUACUAUCAGCACCGGGUCGAUCCGUCCGUUCCCAUUGAAGAUACUAUGGGGGAGCUAAAGAAGUUGGUGGAAGAGGGAAAAGUGAAGUACGUCGGGCUGUCGGAGGCCAGCCCGGACACCAUUCGGCGUGCCCAUGCUGUGCAUCCUAUCACUGCUGUUCAGAUGGAGUGGUCUCUCUGGACCCGCGAUAUCGAGGAGGAAAUCGUCCCGCUCUGCAGGAACCUUGGCAUUGGAAUAGUUACAUAUAGCCCUCUUGGCAUUGGUUUUUUUGCUGGGAAAGCGAGUGUAGAAAGCUUGCCUGCUGAAAGUCUAUUGGCUUACCAUCCAAGGUUCUCAGGAGAUAACUUAGAGAAGAACAAGAUUCUAUAUGCACGCUUGGCAAACUUGGCUGCAAAGCAUCAUUGUAGCACUGCUAACCUAGCUCUAGCUUGGCUUCUGCAUCAAGGGAAUGAUGUUGUUCCUAUCCCAGGCACUACCAAGAUCAAGAACUUGGAUGACAACAUUGGCUCUCUAAAAGUCAAACUUACCAAAGAGGACUUGAAAGAAAUUUCCACUGCUUUGCCGGCCAACGAAGUCGCAGGUCCUAGAACUGCUGGAGCUUUCUUGUCAUAUGUGUGGCAGUUAGCAAACACUCCUACAAAAGCUGAUAAUUUAUCUUCUUAACAUGUUCUUGCAAUUCAGGCUUCUGAACUGUUGUCGAUGAAUAUUGUGACCUGAAAGACUGAUGUAAUGGUGCCAAACAUAGGAGCAACUUGAUAACAAUUCCAUGAUCUGUGAUUUCGAACUUCAGUAAAAUUAGAUGGAAAUUUGCCUCUUAGAAUAA